This is a messenger RNA of Drosophila montana, 797 nucleotides long. RefSeq names its product large ribosomal subunit protein mL62. Gene Ontology annotation, molecular function: translation release factor activity, codon nonspecific; peptidyl-tRNA hydrolase activity. Gene Ontology annotation, biological process: mitochondrial translational termination. Bases 132 to 743 code for a protein of 203 amino acids. The record is from RefSeq and is a predicted model, not a curated record. NCBI's taxonomy places the organism in Eukaryota, Metazoa, Arthropoda, Insecta, Diptera, Drosophilidae. Gene Ontology annotation, cellular component: mitochondrial large ribosomal subunit. The transcript is spliced from 2 exons.
GGUGCAGUCAGUUUCGUUUUGGCCACUUUUCGCAGUCGCGUCGUCAGCCCUGCUAUAUCGAUAGUUGGCAACACUGGCGUGUAGCUGUCGUAACAGGCCGCUUGCAUUUAGUUUUAUUUAGUUUUUAAAAUAUGAAUAAAAUAACGCGUGCUUUUAUUAGCGUACUGCAGCACGGCAAUAAAUCUUACAGCAAUGCCGCGCUCCUCGGUCGCCAGCUAUCAUACAAAAGCGAUUUAUCGCUAGACAAGAUCUAUCCAAAUGCACGCCUGCAGCUCUUCACGCCGCCGCCGCCGCCGCCAAGCGGCGCGGACAAGUUCAAUGGCUAUAUACCCUUGGAUAAGCUAGAGAUCACCUACAGUCGCAGCUCCGGCCCGGGCGGCCAGCACGUGAAUACGGUCAACACAAAGGUGGAUGUGCGCUUCAAGCUGGCCGAGGCGCAGUGGAUACCGGAGAAGACGCGCCAAAAGCUGCUUCAGGUGCUGGCCAAUAAGCUGAACAAGGAGGGCUACUACUUCAUCAAGAGCGACCUGACGCGCUCCCAGCAGCUGAACCUGGCCGAUGCGCUGGAGAAGCUGCGCAUGGUAAUACGCGCCCAGGAGCUGGAACCGAGCGGACCCAGCGAGGAGACGCUGGAGAAGCUGCGCCGUCGCCAGGAAAAGGCGGCCCGGCAUCGCCUGCAACUGAAACGCGAACGCGCCCAGAUCAAGGCCGAUCGCCAGGCGCCAGGCGGCAUAGAUUUCUAAAUAUUUUAAUUUGCUAAAGUUUUUGUUACAUAAACAUUGUUCGGUACACAUGCA